Encephalitozoon hellem ATCC 50504 is the source of this 741-nucleotide messenger RNA. RefSeq lists its product as uncharacterized. Lineage: Eukaryota; Fungi; Microsporidia; Unikaryonidae. The transcript has a single exon. The coding region runs from base 1 to 741 and encodes 246 amino acids. The record is from RefSeq and is a predicted model, not a curated record.
AUGGAACAUAGGUGUGCAGUCUGUGCUCAUGCUCCAAACAUCAGAAUAAGCAACCUGGAUUACUGUGACACAUGCUUCGAGAGGCAGUUUCUCCACAAGGUGUUCAGACACUUCAAGAAGCUUCCGUUUGGAAGCAAGAUACUGCUUUAUCUUGACGGAACACCGUCAUCCAUUGUGAUGGCACAUGCUAUCAGUAGAUUAAGGAACAGAAGCAUACACAAGUUCACAGUAGCUUCCAGGACAUGCUCAGUGCACAGUGGCUUUCUCAGGGACAUCGGGCUUUCCUGCCACAUAGACAUGGAUCCAGAACCCAUAGCCUCCAGCUACCGCAUCCAUGGCGAGAUCAAUCCACUCCCUAAAGAUGUCAUUGAGACGGGGCAAUCCUCAGGGUUUGACAUCGUUGUAUUCCAGGCAGAUGCACAGAUAGAGUCUAUGAUGGCCCUCAGAUCGGUCUGUAACGGGGCUGGAGUACUGGAAUCCAUUGAGUCGCAGGUCUCCAAGAUUGGAGGAAUCCGGGCUGAGAACGCAUUCAGAGGGAUCAAGCCGAAGGAAAUAGGAUACUAUCGCUAUCUCAACAAGAUCUCUGAAAGCUGCACAAAACUUCAGAUGUCUGGCAAGGAAUCGGUUCUCUUGAGGUUCAUCAGCAGGAUUGAGAGCAAGAACAGCCUUGUGGUGUUCAACAUCUUGAACACCGUUAAGAAGGUUGUUACAGACAAGGAUGGGAUUGAUACCUCAGACUGA